Messenger RNA from Ochlerotatus camptorhynchus, 2554 nucleotides. RefSeq lists its product as uncharacterized. The record is from RefSeq and is a predicted model, not a curated record. Lineage: Eukaryota; Metazoa; Arthropoda; Insecta; Diptera; Culicidae. The transcript is spliced from 4 exons. Gene Ontology annotation, molecular function: G protein-coupled receptor activity; nucleic acid binding. The coding region runs from base 1 to 2418 and encodes 805 amino acids. Gene Ontology annotation, biological process: adenylate cyclase-activating adrenergic receptor signaling pathway. Gene Ontology annotation, cellular component: plasma membrane.
AUGUCCGUGUAUGGAGCUUCUGCGAAGUAUCAGAUUCCACGAAGUACUCUCAUCCGGCGGAUCGCCUCACCAGAUGUGCCCAAGAAGAUGGGACCGAAAUCUACUGUUUUCACGCUUGAGCAAGAACAGGAACUUGUUCGGCACCUGCAUGAUCUGGAAUCGCGGUUCUACGGAAUUAAUAUGACGGACGUGCAGAAGCUCGCGUAUGAGUUGGCGGAAAAGAAUGGGAUACCCCAUUCGUUCAACAGAAAGAAGCAGCUAGCGGGACGAGACUGGCUUCACGGAUUUUUAAAGCGGAAUCCAACUCUAUCCUUCCGCAAACCGGAAGCGACAUCUACAGCACGUGCCAGAGGGUUCAAUAAACCCUCUGUGAAUGCUUUUUUUGAUAUGCUGGAAGCAACAUUGACCGACAAAGGGUUCCCGCCUUCGCGUAUAUACAACGCAGAUGAAACCGGGAUCAGUACCGUCCCUCCCAAGAAACAGAAAAUAGCAGCAAAAAAGGGGAAGAAGCAGGUGGGUUCCAUCACGUCGGCAGAUAGAGGAGACACGACAUCAGUAGUUAUGUGCAUGUCUGCGGCUGGUCAUCACCUGCCACCCUACGUUAUAUUUGCUAGGGCACGGAUGCACGAAUCGUUAAAAAAGGGAGCGCCAAGUGGAACCAAGUUCUCUUGUAACCCUUCUGGAUACAUGACCGCAGAUAUCUUCCUGGAUUGGUUUGAGCACUUCCUGGAAAAUGUGCACCCAACUGUGAGCAAUCCCGUUCUUUUGAUCAUAGACGGUCAUAGUUCGCAUACGAAGAACUUGGCGUUCGCAGAAAGAGCUCGAGCGAAUUUUGUAACAGUGUUGGUUUUACCACCACACUGCAGCAAUAAAAUGCAGCCACUCGACAUCUCUUUCAUGGGGCCGUUUAAAAUCCACUACGCGAGUGCAGCAGAAGCCUUCAUGCGGAAAUAUCCGGGACGUAACAUCGGUCAAUAUGACGUAGCCGAAUUGAUGGGCACUGCGUUUGUAAAAGCCGCCACUACAAGCGUGGCCAUCAACGGUUUCAAAAAGUCCGGAAUAUGGCCGGCAGAUCGAACAGUAUUUCCAGACGAAGCCUUCGCGCCAUCCGAAGUGACCGACCAGCCUGAAGCAACUGAUUCAACGGAUGUGCAACAUUGUGGUACGCCUAUGCAAAACUCGGCUAUCGUCGUGUUGAACGACUCGGCCGAAGAACAACCAUAUACACUGAGUCAAGACAUCGGCUACGUGCUGUACUCGGCGCUCGGAUCGUUCUACAUUCCCAGCUGCAUCAUGGUGUUCGUCUACAUUAGGAUCUACUACGCGGCGAAAGCACGAGCCCGGCGGGGGAUCCGGAAAAAGCCGCUCAAACCGCCCAGUGAACAGGACACCAGCUUUACGCGUCCAGCCAAUCCGAUGCCAUCGCUUCCCAGUGCCUCGUCGGUGUCAGCUGGUGCAGUGGCACCGGCAUCAACCAACGGCAACAGCCAGUACGCGGCGGCCAAUAGCAACAACAAUAACAAUCAUAGUAGCGGUCCCAGUCAGCAGCACCAGCAGCAGAUUGCGACGAUAGAGCCCCCUCCGAGGGGGCUAGUCGGCGGUAGUAGUGGUCAAGCGCAGAUGGCCAUUCCGACGGUAACGUGUGACUUUGCGUCGGACAUGUCCACCAGCGAGGCGGCAGAUCACGACCACGCUGCGGCCGUGUUGGAGAUGAAAGAUACGCUUCAAGUGGGUAAACCGGGGAUAGGUCUCACGUCACUGCCAUUGCUGAGAGGGAACAACGGGGCAGCUGCGGGCCGCGGGGGUAGCAGUAGUUCCGGGGUGGUGGUUAGUCCAGGGUUAGCUAGGAAUAGAGCACUUUCGGUAGGAAUAGAAACGGACAUGGUGAGUGAAUUUGAUCCUUCGAGUUCAGAUUCGGGUGUAAUUAGUAGAUGCGCGGUAGUAAAACCGCUCAAGUUUAGGCUGUGUCAACCAAUUUUCGGCAAGAAGGUAGGAAAGGGUCGUAAUAAGAAUAAUAAUGCGAGAGGCAAUUGUGCGGGGGUGGGACCAACGGCGAUGGGAGGGCAAGCCAUAUCGAUUUCGGCCAAGCAGAAUGAUAGUGCUUGCAGUGAAAUGGAACCAGCACUGCCAAAGCCAAAACCCAGGGAUCCGGAGAAGGAGAAACGACGGAUAGCGAGGAAGAAGGAAAAGCGAGCCACGCUGAUCCUGGGAUUGAUUAUGGGAAGUUUUAUUGCUUGCUGGUUACCAUUCUUCUUCCUUUACAUACUGGUGCCAAUUUGUAAAGACUGCCGCAUACCGGACUUUGCAUUCUCGUUGGCCUUCUGGCUGGGUUACAUGAACUCGGCAUUGAACCCGGCCAUUUACACCAUCUUUAACAAGGACUUCCGGAGAGCCUUUCGCCGGAUACUGUUCAAGUGAUGUUUGGCGUACGUGUGCUGCUACCGCUGCGUUUCCCGGAGCAUCGAAAAAGCGACGGAACGUGCGGUCAGCGGUGCACAGCUGGGUGGCGGUUACCGAGGAGGCUAUAUGCGAUAACCCCCUUAGAAGGCGUGCU